AUGGCCACUUCUCCCCGAGUCAUCGUCGUUGGUGGUGGAUUGUCCGGUCUGAGUGCCGCCCACACCGUCUACCUGAACGGAGGCAAUGUCCUCGUUCUUGACAAGCAGGCCUUCUUCGGUGGCAACUCCACCAAGGCUACUUCCGGUAUCAACGGUGCCCUCACCCGUACGCAAGUCGAGCUGGGGAUUCAGGACAGCGUCAAGACUUUCUACGAAGAUACCCUUAAAUCUGCCCGGGACAAGGCUCGUCCUGAGCUGAUUAAGGUCCUUACAUACAAGUCCGCUGCUGCGGUUGAAUGGCUGCAGGAUGUUUUCAACCUCGACCUCACUCUUGUUUCUCGUCUUGGUGGUCAUUCCCAGCCCCGUACACACCGUGGCCACGAUGCCAAAUUUCCUGGUAUGGCCAUUACAUACGCUCUCAUGCAGCGGUUAGAAGAGCUCAGCGAGAAGGAGCCUGAGCGAGUACAAAUCGUCAAGAAGGCUCGUGUCACCUCCGUCAACAAGUCUGGAGACACAGUCACCGGUGUCACCUACGAGCUGAACGGCCAGACCAAGACCGCAGACGGAGUCGUCAUCUUGGCUACUGGUGGUUACGCUGCCGACUUUGGCGACGGCUCUCUCCUGAAACAACACCGUCCCGACACCUUCGGCCUGUCCAGCACCAACGGCACUCAUGCCACAGGUGAUGGUCAGAAGAUGCUGAUGGCUAUCGGCGCCAACGGUAUUGACAUGGACAAGGUUCAGGUGCACCCUACCGGUCUGGUUGACCCGAAGGAUCCCACCGCCAAGUUCAAGUUCCUUGCUGCUGAGGCCCUCCGUGGUGAGGGUGGUCUCCUGCUCAACUCGGACGGACAGCGCUUCUCUGACGAGCUGGGCCACCGUGACUACGUCUCGGGCCAGAUGUGGAAGGAGAAGGAGAAGGGCAAGUGGCCCAUCCGCCUGAUCCUCAACAGCAAGGCCUCUAAUGUUUUGGACUUCCACACCCGUCACUACUCCGGCCGUGGUCUGAUGAAGAAAAUGACCGGCAAGGAGUUGGCCAAGGAGAUCGGCUGUGGCGAGGCUGCUCUCAAGAAGACUUUCGAUGAGUACAACCUCAUCGCUGAGGGCAAGAAGAAGGACCCCUGGGGCAAGCGCUUCUUCCACAACCUGCCCUUUGACAUCAACGAUGAAUUCCAUGUUGCCCUCAUGGAGCCUGUCUUGCACUUCACCAUGGGUGGUAUCGAGAUCAACGAGCACGCUCAGGUCCUCAACUCCGAGAAGAAGCCUUUCGAUGGUCUCUACGCUUGCGGUGAGCUUGCGGGUGGUGUCCACGGUGCCAACCGUCUUGGUGGUUCUUCUCUGCUGGGCUGCGUUGUGUACGGUCGUGUUGCUGGUGACAGUGCCAGCGAAUACCUGUUCAAGAAGCUGACUUCCGGCUCCACCACCGCCCAACAGCGUCUGGGCCAAAUUUCUUUGCACAUCGAUCCUUCCACCCCCGGCAAGAUCUCCGUCGAGUGGAACGGCAGCGGCGCUGGCGGUGCUCAGUUGCCUGCUGCCCCUGAGACUGUCCAGACUGGCGGUCAGGGCGCCCCCGCCCCCGCCGCCGCUGCCGAGGCCUCGAAGCCCAACGACAUCUCCAACUUCAAGAUUCCGGAGAAGGAGUACACCAUGGAGGAGGUUGCCAAGCACAACAAGAAGGAUGACCUCUGGAUCGUUGUUAAGGGUGUUGUCUUAGACGUGACCAACUGGCUUGAUGAGCACCCCGGCGGUGCCAAUGCCCUCUACAACUUCAUGGGCCGUGAUGCUACGGAAGAAUUUGCUAUGCUUCACGACGACGAAGUCAUCCCCAAGUACGCUGCCCAGAUCGUCAUCGGUCGGGUCAAGGGCCAGACUCCCAGCCUGGAGUUCUAA
Molecule: messenger RNA, 1890 nt
Organism: Aspergillus viridinutans
Lineage: Eukaryota; Fungi; Ascomycota; Eurotiomycetes; Eurotiales; Aspergillaceae
Gene: osm1
Product: putative fumarate reductase Osm1
Exons: 5
Coding region: 1-1890 (629 amino acids)
Molecular function (GO): oxidoreductase activity; FMN binding
Source: RefSeq, a predicted model, not a curated record